This is a messenger RNA of Danaus plexippus (monarch butterfly), 1070 nucleotides long. Its product is annotated as alpha-ketoglutarate-dependent dioxygenase alkB homolog 7, mitochondrial. Lineage: Eukaryota; Metazoa; Arthropoda; Insecta; Lepidoptera; Nymphalidae. Gene Ontology annotation, biological process: fatty acid metabolic process; DNA damage response. Gene Ontology annotation, cellular component: mitochondrial matrix. The record is from RefSeq and is a predicted model, not a curated record. Bases 96 to 836 code for a protein of 246 amino acids. The transcript has 5 exons.
GACACAAAGCUGUCAAAAUUUUAAACAUCAGUUAUAGAUUAUAUUACAUAUAUUUGAAGGAAACUGAAUGCCAUAAAUAAUAUCAAAUUAUAAGAAUGUUAACCUUAAGUUUACUUCGAAAUAGCACAUUAAGGUUGCUAUUCCAACAGCUUCCUAAAAAAAUUACCACUGAAUGCGGUUCAGAGAAACUUUUGAAAGAAAAAGUUGAAGCCUCAGGUGACCCUAACUAUAUUGAGUUCCUCCCAUCCUGGAAUCCAGAUGAGGAAGUGGAUCUCCGUGCGGACGUGUCGCGGCACAUGCGGGUAAUACCGGACUUCGUGAAUGAAACGGAAGAGGCGGCACUGCUGGCCGACGUUGAACCCAAGCUUAAAAGAAUGCGCUAUGAAUAUGACCACUGGGACAAUGCUAUAGAAGGCUACCGUGAAACGGAGCGAGAUUCUUGGAGCCCCCUGUGUUCAGAGGUGUUGUCCCGAGUGCGGCGUUUGUUCCCCGCUGGAGCAUCACUGCUGCCGCAAGUGCAUGUCCUUGAUUUGGCCGCUGCCGGGCAUAUUAAACCCCACAUUGACGCUGUCAGAUUUUGCGGUAACACUAUUGCUGGGUUAUGUCUGCUGUCAAGCGCCGUGAUGCGUCUUACACACGAAAAGAAACCGCAUAUUCAGUUGGACGCGCUGCUGGAACGACGAGCUCUCUACAUCAUGAGCGGUGUGGCUCGCUACGAAUUCUCUCAUGCGGUUUUGGGUGGUGAGCACAGUUUCUUUCGCGGGAAACGUGUCAUCCGCGGACGGCGAGUCGCCGUGAUAUGCAGAGAACAACCCGAUAAGUCUACAUCUGGGUAGUGAAAGUAUUAGUUAUUGUUGAGUUUUUAAUCUAUUUUCCCCUCAUUUCAUUUACAAACAAUUUUUACUUUGAACUUAAUUGAGCUAUUAAAAUGAUAUCGUUAUUUAGCUAUAUAUAAUUUUAGUGUCAGUAUUAUAGACAAAAUUUAGGUAUUGUUUUUUUAAUUAAGAUAGUUUAUAAAUAUACUCAUACAGUUUGUACAGAUAAUAAAUUUUUAUAAAUGUUGACCAAAA